Molecule: messenger RNA, 993 nt
Organism: Ordospora colligata OC4
Lineage: Eukaryota; Fungi; Microsporidia; Ordosporidae
Exons: 1
Coding region: 1-993 (330 amino acids)
Source: RefSeq, a predicted model, not a curated record
AUGAUAAAGGGAUACUGCAGUACCAUAGUCAACACGGGAAUUUGUUUAGGACUGUUUGCGGGCGUUUGUAUUAGUAAUUAUGUGUGCAAGAGUAAGAAUUGUGCGUUUUUCAUAACAUUUGGGCUGUGCAUUUCAAGUAUUCUUACAGUUCUCAACCUGGUGAAUUUGAUCCAGUCAAAGUCAAAAAUAACAUUCAAAUCUGUUUAUGCAGGAGUGAUUAAUGCAGUGAUGGAUAUCUGGAUUGUGUUUAUGUAUUCAAGGCUUCAGUACGCAAGCUCUUUGUUUGUAUGUCUGCUUGUUCUGAUGCAUCACAUCACCUUGUAUGUGUUUACAUGCCAUGUGCAAUAUCCGAAGUCUACGUAUGUGAUCAUGAUGUUCUACACAUUCUCAUUCAUGCUUUACAAGCUCUGGUUUGUGGAAGAGUAUGGGUUUUCCAUGGAGGCGAUUCCGUUUUUUGCAAGGAAGUACUUUGUUAAGGGAGCCGUCAAUAUAAUGCACUUUGGAAAUGCAAUACCGAUACGGACGAUAAUUGUGGAUAGACUCGACAGGAUUGAGAAUGCGGAGGCUGCAAGUUUCUUUGGAUCAAUGAUAAUGUUUGCGAUUGUUGUCAUGAAAGCGUUGGUUGACAAACCUGCAUUUCAAGAAGAGAUGAGCAAGGUUAGUGGCAUGGCAUUACCUUUUUGUGUAAUGGCAGUGAUACUUGGAGUUGUUGCAUUUAAUUUGAGACGGAAUAAACAGGUCGAUGUUUCCAAGGCAUAUCCGUUGUGCUGUGGAAUUUUUGUACUGCUUUCGCUGAUGUUUUGCUCAGGGAUACUGCAAGGAGUGUGGCAAAAGAAUAUGAUGGAGGAAGCAUUGAGAGACGUGCAUAUAUACACACUGAUUGUUUUUUCGAUAUUUGUUGUGUACACGACGGUUGCAUACAGAUCUGAGAUAUCUGUAACACCAUGCAGAGAAAGUCUUUUUUUGAAAAUGAUUAAUCAUUUAUGGGAAUAA